GUCAAUAUUAAAAAAUAUAAUCAAUUAUAGAAUCAUCAUACGUUAACUCAUCAGACAUCACACGUGAAGUUCAAGCUUCAUCACACUCAUAUGAAACAAGUUAUAUCUUAAGAACUUUCAACCAAAGUCAACAACAGAAGCUUCUAAAAACGAUUUGUGACAGAAGCGUAAAGACUUUCAACCAAAGUCAAAAUAAGAGAACAAUUAUAGAAUCUAAAAACAACAAAAGUUACAUGUAUCGAAUAUUAAGACUAAUCAAAAUCACGAGGCUUGACCCAAAACACCAACAUAUUAUCCCAACCAAAAACGUGAAAUUGAAAAACGAAAUUAAAUUUAUCGAGAACUCAAGAGAAAAUUGAGUACCUCGGAUUGAUUAUUUUAUGACUAAAGAGAUGGAUUGGUUUAUCAAUUUUGAAGAAUCGCAAAGCCAUUUAUAUAGGAACUGGUAUAUAGGGUUUCAAAUUUGAAUCGAUGAUGAGAAUCAGUGAGGAUAUUUGAUUACGGGGUUAAGGAAAAGAUAUAUGAAACAAUAUUACGGGAUGAUGAGAUUUCGGAAAGGUUUGGUAGAGGAUUUCGCAGAGAAUCUCGGUGUUAGGCUGUGUAAUCGAAAAGAAAAUGGAAAGGGAUUAGGGUUGAAAAAGUUCGGGUUUCGGGAGUAACCAAUCGGAUCUCGGGUUUUUACCCGACCCGACCCGACACCCGUUGUACCAAGAAAACAUGACCCGAUCGGUAUAUUUAGAGGAUCUGAACCCGGCCCGAAACCGGUUUUAUCGGACCGGGUUCGGUUCAGGUUUUCGGGUUCGGAUUUAUUGCCCAGACCUAGCAUUUAAGAGGGCAAAGACCAUACUUAGAGCCUUGAUUUCUUAUUGUUGUACUCUUGUCUUUUCAGAAUAGAAUAAAUGAUCUUCAACACCCUUAUUCUUAUGCAGGGCGACCCAUGUCUAUAAUAGGCCCUAUUCAAAUGUUCGGUAAUGUGCCCUUUUUCUAUUAUAAUUUUUUUUAUAAAACUUUUACUAUGUUGAAAAAGGGCCCUAAGCCAUUGCUUACUCUGCAUGUGCUCUGAGCCGUGCAAUUUUACUCACGCCAGAUUUCAAAAAGUGAGACAUGCCAACCAUGCAUAAUAGCUUGAUUAUGGAAACUUGUCAUCACCAGCAGUCUUAAACCAUCACAGAGUAUCAUUUCAGCUAGUUGGAGAAUGAAAUUUAGUCCCAUUCUAAAUAUUUUGAAAUUUGGUUUGGAAAUGGUUCCAUUUUUUUUUUAAUUCAGAUAUAAUAACACAUCAUAAGCUAUGUUGAACCAUACUUAAUUAGAUUUGGUUCUAAUUCGGAUUUUGGUUAUCCGAAUACUUAUUUUUGUUUUUCACAUUGAAAAUAUGCAAUUUAAUUUACAACCUUGGAAAGUUUAAGCAAUCUAAACUAACAAAGAUUUGAUGGUAUAAUUAAGAAGUAAGUUUUAAGAGAAGAAAAACAUAACAAGUUAAAACUACCAACUAAUAACUCUAUGAACGUAUGAAACAUUAUUUAAAAUUCAAAAUAAAAUAACAUUGUGGAAACUUCAGAAAAAGUUAUUCAUAAUCGAACUUCAAAAGCAAUUGUCAAAACAUAAAAAUCUCAAUAUUUGACCAAAUACCAAAAAUAUACAUUUAACUGAGUAUAUGAGAUAAUUAUUCAUGUUGUAGAUACUUAUUGUGAUUAUUGAGUAUUUUGGCCACUUAUUCAGGAUUGAGUUUGGGUUUGGUAUGAAGUUUUUAUGGGGUUCUGAAUUUUUUUAGGUUUCUUUUGGAUAUUCAUCUAUACUAUUAUCUGUAAAGUGGUUUUUCGCAACGAAAUUUUGACGUUAAAAGUUAGAGUGGUUAAUAUCGUUUAUACCCUUAAUGAAUAAAAUAUAUAAAUUACCUACAAAUAGAGAUGUCAAACUGGGUAUUGGACCGCGGGCCUGGCCCGUUAGGGAUUGGUGCAGGGGGGUUCGGGCCUAGGGAUUCAUUACCCGCAAAAUAGCGGUCCUUGCGGGACUGGGCUUGUGCGGUACCGGGUUUAAAGCGGGACGGCCCACCUCAACCGUGGGACGGCCCACAUCAACCGUGGGACGGCCCACAUCAACCGUAUCUCGAGGCUUCGCUGUCUUCACCUGAAAAAAAAAGAGUGAACCACCGGAGCUUCUUAUCUUUUCGAUCAACCACCGGAGAUUCUCUUCUUCCUCGAGCCUCCACCGGAGCUUCUCUGCUUCAUCAAGCCACCACCAGAGCUUCUCUUCUUCAUCGAUCUCCCACGGCAUGCCGUAGCUUCUCUUCUUUAUCGGGCCACCACCUUCUCCUCGUCACCGACCAAAAGGUAUAUAUUUUCUUCCUCUCAUGAACUCUAGACUUUAUAUAUUUUGAUUACUAUUUCUGCAUGUGUACUUUGUAAAUGAUAAACUGAUGCAAAGGAUCCAAGUCCAGAACCUCCUGAAGCAAAAAUAAACUGAAGGUUAAAAAAAAAUAUGAGAGGUAAAAAAAAACAAACUGAGAGGAAAUCUGUUGAGAGGCUUGUCGCAGUGAUUGACACAGACUCUUCGAGAGAAUUUUCUAUUGAAAAGGGGCAAGGUCCAUGUCUCAAAGAUAUUCCCAGCGUUGCUUACAAGGUAACGAGGAAGACGUCUGAUGAAAAUUUAAAGUUACUGCACACAAUUCUAUUUGCUAGGAGAGGGAAGGCUGCUCAGAUCAAGACAAACAUAUUGGGCUUCUCAGGCUUUGUUUGGCAUGGAAAUGAGGAAAAGGCAGAAGAGAAAAUAAAAGAGAAGCUUGACAAAUGUAACAAAGAAAAACUGUGGGAGUUUUGUGAUCUGUUUGACAUACAUAUUACCAAGGCUACAACAAAGAAGGUCAGUAUGCACAUGAAAGAGAUUUUGCUAUUAUCAAGUCAGCAAGAAGACUAAGCUAUAUGUAGUUACAGCCUAGUCAACUAAUCUAUAUAUGCAUAUAACAAUGAUGCAUAUCAGCUGAAAGACUAAUCUCCAUAGCUACACGUACACGUAUUGUUUCUUCUCGGUAUUGUGCUUGAUAAUAAAAUUGUGCUUGAUAAUUAAAUUGUGCUAGACACGUAUACGUACACGCAUUGUGCUUGAUAAUUAAAUUGCCAAAUACUUGUGUUGUGUCUUCAUGGUAUUCCUAUAAGAUUAGAAAUAGAC
Messenger RNA from Brassica napus (rape), 3165 nucleotides. Its product is annotated as DEK domain-containing chromatin-associated protein 3-like. Gene Ontology annotation, molecular function: DNA binding; histone binding. Gene Ontology annotation, cellular component: nucleus. The record is from RefSeq and is a predicted model, not a curated record. The transcript has 5 exons. Lineage: Eukaryota; Viridiplantae; Streptophyta; Magnoliopsida; Brassicales; Brassicaceae. Gene Ontology annotation, biological process: chromatin organization; regulation of double-strand break repair. Bases 2479 to 2913 code for a protein of 144 amino acids.